AUGAUGUCUAAGAGAAAGUUGGAACAGAAGAUCAAGGACUUUAUACGUGGUCCCCUUAAGGGCGAAACGUAUGAGUUGAAAGCCGGUUUGGUGUCACAAUAUGAAUGGGAACGGAAGGACUCCAUUCAAAGAGUCAUUCAAGCCAUGACAGUUGGGAAAGACGUCUCAUCAUUGUUUCCAGACGUCUUGAAGAACAUUGCUACCUACGACAUUGAACAGAAGAAGUUGGUGUAUUUAUAUUUGAUGAAUUAUGCUAAAACCAACCCUGAGUUGUGUAUACUUGCGGUUAACACUUUUGUUCAAGAUGCUACUGAUCCUAACCCUUUGAUUAGGGCUUUGGCUAUUAGGACUAUGGGAUGCAUUCGAGUGGAGAAAAUGGUGGAUUAUAUGGAAAUCCCCUUAAGAAGAACAUUGAAGGAUGAUAAUCCUUAUGUCCGGAAAACUGCAGCCAUUUGUGUAGCCAAAUUAUUUGAUUUGAAUCCUGUUAUGUGUGUUGAAUUGGGAUUCCUUGAUGAUUUAAAGGCUUUAGUUAAAGAUUCAAAUCCAAUGGUUGCUGCUAAUGCUGUUACGGCUUUGUUUGAAAUUAGAGAUAUGAAUAGAGAUCCAAAUUUGGAAGUGUUUGUGGUUACCACAGAAGUGGCAAAGAUUCUUCUUUUUUGCCUAAAUGAAUGCACUGAAUGGGGGAGAAUCACCAUUUUAACAGCAUUAACCGAUUAUAAGGCAAAGGGUCCAGAAGAAGCAAAUCAUAUUAUUGAAAGAGUUAUUCCUCAAUUACAACAUGUUAAUCCUUCAAUCGUAUUGAGUUCUAUUAAAGCCAUUAUCCAUCAUUUGGAUUCUAUUCGUUCUACCAAUUCCAAGAAUUUAAUAUUAAAGAAAUUGGCUGCUCCUCUAGUUUCUUUAGUUAGUGCUUCUAUUCCCGAAGCUCAAUAUGUUGGUUUAAAAAACAUUAGAAUCAUUUUGGAAAAAUAUCCACAAAUAUUAUCCAAAGAAUUGAGAGUAUUUUUCAUUAAAUAUUCGGAUCCUUUAUAUUUAAAAUUGGAAAAAUUGGAUAUCAUGGUUCGUUUAGCAAAUGAAGCCAAUUGUGCUUUAUUAUUAGGUGAAUUAAAAGAAUACGCCAUGGAAUUUGAACCUUCACUUAUUGUUAGGGCUAUCAAAUGUAUUGGAUCUGUGGCUGUUAAAUUGCCUGUUACCACAAUUAAAGCCAUUAAUUUAUUAACUGAAUUAAUUGAACAAAGAGGCGGUGAUUUAAUUAUUAAUGAAUCUGUUGCUGCAUUGACCAAAAUUUUAAGACGUUAUCCUGGUAAGAAUGAUUUGAUUACUGUCAUUAUACCUGUUAUUUCUAAUCAGAUGGAAGAUUUAUCUACUAAUGAAUCAAUUAGUGGGUAUGUAUGGUUAUUAGGAGAGUAUCCUAAAUAUUUUUCCCAAUUACAUGACAAAUUGUCAUUAUUAGUGGAAUCAUUUUUGGAUUAUGAUCCAACAAUUCAAUUAAACAUUUUGAAUUCAACAGUUAAAAUUAAUUUGGUGAUUUCUGAUAAGAAUCUUUAUCAAGGAUUACUUCAACAAGUUUUGGAAAAGGCUACUAAAGAAUGUGAAAAUGCAGAUGUUAGAGAUAAGGCUUUUAUUUAUUGGAGAUUAUUAUCAUCAUCAUCAUCUGAAGAAUCCAAAAAGAAAAUAUUAUUGACUAAAUUACCUCCAAUGUCUUCAGCAGUUCCAUCAUUUUCUCCUGCCAUAUUGGAGAUUUUAUUGAAGGAGUUGGCUACAUUAUCUUCAGUAUACCACAAACCAGCAUACACAUUUAUAGAUCCCUCGACAUACGCUCCAUUGUCAACUGAACGCAACCAGAACAACUCCAACGAUAAGAAUAUUGAAGACUUGGCUAACUUGGCCAAGCAAGAGAUCAUCAACAAUGCUAAGAAUGAAAACUUGUUAGAUUUUGAUGACGAUGAAGAUCAAGAAAGUACUCGAGGAGAUUCUGGUGGAUUAUUGGAUGAACUAAAUGAUUUAUUCAUCACACCAAAUGCUCCACAAGCUGGCACUGUACCUCCCAACACCACCAACAAUAAUGAUAUUUUGAGCUUAUUCGGGGCACCUUCAGGUGCUGCUACAACCUCUACUACUACCACUACGACCACUAGUAAAAGCAACUUAAACAACGACUUGUUGGAUAUUUUCUAA
Messenger RNA from Lizanozyma spartinae, 2175 nucleotides. RefSeq names its product Apl2p (gene APL2). The record is from RefSeq and is a predicted model, not a curated record. Gene Ontology annotation, molecular function: clathrin binding. Lineage: Eukaryota; Fungi; Ascomycota; Pichiomycetes; Serinales; Debaryomycetaceae. The transcript has a single exon. Gene Ontology annotation, biological process: vesicle-mediated transport; intracellular protein transport. Gene Ontology annotation, cellular component: membrane coat. Bases 1 to 2175 code for a protein of 724 amino acids.